Messenger RNA from Rotaria sp. Silwood1, 2199 nucleotides. Lineage: Eukaryota; Metazoa; Rotifera; Eurotatoria; Philodinida; Philodinidae. The record is from the annotation of a GenBank genome assembly.
AUGACUUCCCAAUCAAUAUUAACAGCCCUUACAGAUCACGCAAUUAAUGAUAAAUCAAAUAAUCGAAAUAUUAAUACAGAUUCAGAUCGAAAAAAUACAUUAUCAUUUGGUACCGGACAUGAAAACAAUGCAAGCUCCGGAUUAGUUGAAGUUUGUUUUGUUAAUCAUCAGAACAAUAACGACAGCAAAAAAAAAUCUAGAUUUAAAGAUAACAAGAAGAAUAAAGCUGCACAAAAUAAAGCUAUUUUAACCUCAGAGGAGAACGUUUUAUCUGCCACAACAGAAAAAAUAACAAUGCCACAUACAUCACUAGUGUGGCAAUAUGCUAUCCGUUGUCCUAAUUCAAAUUAUUCUACAUGUUGUUUGUGUCCAGAUAAUAAACAAAUAUCAACACAUAAUGGAUCAACAUCCACUUUACGUAAACAUUUAAUCGCAAAACAUCAUAUAUAUGAGUUAGCAUUACCAAAUAGCAAACGUACAAGUACAGCAUCAUCAAUCAGUGUUAACAGAAAAAAAGAAUUACAUAAUCUAGCUAUCGUGUGUAUUAUACGCGACGGAAGGACAUUCAGUGAUCUUCAAAAACCCGGCAUGAAAAAAUUUUUACAAGAAUUAAUUCCUGGAUAUGAUCCUCCAAACCGAUAUGUAGUGGCUCGUCGCCUCAAACAACUUCAUAUGUUUUAUCAUCAAAAAUUAAUUGAUGAUUUAACACUUAUUGAUCAUAUUUCAAUUACGAUCGAUUUUUGGAGUAAUCGACAAAUGCGAUGUUUUUUUGUUAUUACCGGUCAUUAUUUCGAAACAAACAGUUUUCAUUUAAAAUCUACUGUUUUAAAUUUCUCCACGUUCGAUAAUCAACACAUAUCUAACGAAAUUACUCGAAUAUUACAAGCAAAGUUAAAGGAACUCAAUAUUCUACACAAGGUUGUUCGUGUGACAGCGGAUGGUGCCAACAACGUGGUACGUGCCAUUGGUGAUAUGAAUUUAAAUUUGAAACGCAUUUGGUGUGUUGCACAUCGGCUUCAUCUUACAAUUAUAAAUGCCUUUGGCUUUUGGAUCGCGAAGAAAGAAGAUACUGAACAAAACAUAUUGAUGGAAGAGCAAGAUUUGAAUUAUGAACCGAAUGAUCAAGUAGAAGAAAUGACAAUUGGUGAACGAUUUGCAAAUGAGGAUGAAAUUGAUGAAAUGAAUAUGGACAUUACCAAUGAUUUGGAAUUGAAUAAUCAUGAAUCAAUGGGAGCAAGCGAAUUAAAUGAUGAAGCAGAGCUAUUAUCCGAUAUAAUCGAGGAAGAAAUUAUGGAUAACUGGACAGCAGAUGUUGUUGAAUCUAAGUCUGAUAAUGUUUAUGAUCAAGAUAUGAUAAUAUCCUUGGUUAAGAAAUGUCGUGGAUUAGUCAAAAUAAUCAAACGAUCAACGAUUAUCACAUUAUUCUUUGAUAACGAACGGAAAAAAUUAAAAAUCAAAAGAAAUUUAUGUUAUGAUGUGAAGUCACGUUGGAACAGUACUUAUUGCAUGAUUGAUUCAUUUUUAGUUCUUCGUGAACUAAUUGAAAAAUUGUUCAAUUUCAAGCAUCAUUUGCAUAUAAAACUGGAGGAACUUCGGAAAUUAACUGAUUUUGAAUUGACUAGUGAUAAUUGGAAUUUAUUAUCAACACUUCAUUCAAUACUUAAACCAUUUUUUCAUGCAACUAAAGCACUAUCCGGUCGUCAAUAUCCAUCAAUUGGAAUUGGUUUUUAUUUACUUGUGCGUCUGAAAAUGUUCUUACAGCAACAUGAAAGAAAAGAAAAUUUAAUGGUAAAGCGGCUAAAACAUUUAUUAUUAGAAAAAUUUAUGUAUUAUUUUGAAAGUGAUGAUGAUCAAUUACAACUAUUAAAAGUAAGUGAUACGAUAAGUAGUAAUGUUGCUCAUUUUUGAUCGGUAUCAAUCACAUUACCAAUUAGUACAACAACCACCAACUCAUCAAAUAAAUCAGUUUUAAAUGAGAAUUCGAAUAAAAGUGCUAUGGAUAUAUUUAAUGAAUCCAUCGGCGAGAAUAUUUUUGUAGAAAAUCGACAUGAUUAUAAACCGGAUACUGCAUCAUCAACAUUAUUUUGGCAAACCUAUGGUCAAAAUUUUCCCGCUUUGGCAAAAUUAGCAAAACAAAUGUUAAGUACACCAGCCACAUCUGUACCAAUCAUACGUUUUGAAGAAGAUUUUCACUUCUAA